This is a messenger RNA of Hyaena hyaena (striped hyena), 4138 nucleotides long. RefSeq names its product PAT1 homolog 1, processing body mRNA decay factor (gene PATL1). Gene Ontology annotation, cellular component: P-body. Gene Ontology annotation, molecular function: RNA binding. Lineage: Eukaryota; Metazoa; Chordata; Mammalia; Carnivora; Hyaenidae. Gene Ontology annotation, biological process: P-body assembly; deadenylation-dependent decapping of nuclear-transcribed mRNA. The coding region runs from base 240 to 2552 and encodes 770 amino acids. The transcript has 19 exons. The record is from RefSeq and is a predicted model, not a curated record.
UGAGACUAGGAAGCGGGACGCCAAAUCUGUCCCCGCGCAGCCGCCGCGCCGGGCGCCGAGCGGGGCGGCCGGCCUCCCCGAGGCGCGCCUGUGCACGUUCCCACGCACGCUCCGGCGUACGGCGGCGGCCAGGGGUCGCGAGCCGGUGAAGGACCCGCGCUCCGAGGAGCCCGGCGAUUCAGCGCCUCUUCCCUCCCUCCCCCACUCCCCUCCCCGCUCCCUCCCCCCCGUCCCCAAGAAUGUUCCGCUACGAGUCUUUAGAGGAUUGUCCUCUGGAUGAAGAUGAAGAUGCAUUUCAGGGCUUGGGAGAGGAAGAUGAAGAGAUUGAUCAAUUCAAUGAUGAUACAUUCGGGUCAGGUGCAGUUGAUGAUGACUGGCAGGAAGCACACGAGCGCCUGGCUGAAUUGGAAGAGAAGCUUCCAGCAGCAGUUAAUGAGCAAACGGGCAAUGGAGAAAGGGAUGAGAUGGACUUGCUGGGUGACCAUGAGGAGAAUCUGGCAGAAAGACUCAGUAAGAUGGUGAUUGAAAAUGAACUAGAAGAUCCAGCUAUCAUGAGGGCAGUGCAGACCAGGCCAGUCCUGCAACCCCAACCAGGGAGUCUCAAUUCCAGCAUCUGGGAUGGAUCUGAAGUUCUGAGGCGAAUCCGGGGACCACUGCUAGCUCAGGAAAUGCCUACAGUGUCUGUAUUAGAAUAUGCCCUGCCUCAGAGGCCCCCACAGGGCCCAGAAGAUGAUCGGGACCUUUCUGAGCGUGCCUUGCCGCGGCGGUCCACAUCACCUGUCAUCGGGAGCCCUCCCGUCAGAGCCGUCCCCAUCGGCACCCCACCUAAGCAGAUGGCUGUACCCAGCUUCAGCCAACAGAUCCUGUGCCCGAAGCCUGUCCAUGUCCGGCCCCCGAUGCCACCGCGCUAUCCUGCUCCCUACAGUGAGAGGGCUUCCCCAAACCAGCUCUGCACUGUCCCGAACUCUUCCCUGCUGGGUCACCCUUUCCCUCCUAGUGUCCCUCCUGUCCUCAGCCCCCUCCAGAGAGCACAGCUUCUGGGAGGAGCACAGCUGCCGCCUGGACGGAUGUCUCCCAGCCAGUUCGCACGGGUUCCUGGAUUCGUUGGCAGCCCGCUUGCCGCAAUGAAUCCCAAGUUGCUGCAAGGGCGAGUGGGGCAGGUGCUGCCCCCAGCGCCGGGCUUCCGGGCCUUCUUUAGUGCCGCACCCCCUGCCGCGCCGCCUCCCCAGCAGCACUCCCCUGGCCCGGGGCCUCACCUGCAGAACCUAAGAUCUCAGGCCCCAAUGUUUAGACCAGACACAACUCACCUCCAUCCACAGCACCGCCGGCUCUUGCAUCAGCGACAGCAGCAGAACAGAAAUCAGCAUCGGAGUCUCAAUGGUGCGGGAGAUAGAGGAAGUCACCGGAGCAGCCAUCAGGACCAUCUCCGAAAGGACCCCUAUGCCAACCUCAUGCUGCAGCGAGAGAAGGACUGGGUCUCCAAAAUCCAGAUGAUGCAGCUGCAGAGCACUGACCCCUAUCUGGAUGACUUCUAUUACCAGAAUUACUUUGAAAAACUGGAGAAACUGUCAGCUGCUGAAGACGUGCAAGGUGAAGGCCCUAAAAAGGAGCGCACCAAGCUCAUCACCCCUCAGGUGGCCAAGCUGGAGCACGCCUAUAAGCCAGUGCAGUUCGAGGGCUCUCUGGGAAAGCUCACGGUCUCUAGUGUGAAUAAUCCCCGAAAGAUGAUCGAUGCCGUUGUGACCUCUCGGAGUGAGGAUGAUGAGACAAAAGAAAAACAGGUUCGGGACAAGAGACGAAAAACCCUUGUCAUAAUUGAGAAAACCUAUAGUUUACUCCUUGAUGUGGAGGAUUAUGAAAGGCGGUACCUCCUAAGUCUAGAAGAAGAGCGACCCGCCCUGGCAGAUGACAGAAAACACAAAAUCUGUAGCAUGUAUGACAACUUAAGGGGGAAGUUGCCUGGACAAGAGAGGCCAAGUGAUGACCACUUUGUACAGAUCAUGUGUAUCCGAAAAGGGAAGAGAAUGGUUGCCCGUAUUCUUCCUUUCCUCUCCACAGAGCAAGCAGCUGACAUUCUCAUGACAACAGCCAGGAAUCUCCCUUUCCUUAUCAAGAAGGACGCACAAGAUGAGGUGCUGCCAUGCUUACUGAGUCCCUUCUCCCUCCUGCUCUAUCACCUUCCGUCAGUGACUGUCACCAGCCUUCUGCAACAGCUAAUGAACCUACCUCAGAGCGCGGCCGCGCCGGCGCCCUCUAACCCUCACCUCGCUGCUGUGCUCCAGAACAAGUUUGGCCUGUCACUGCUCCUCGUCAUCCUGAGCCGUGGGGAAGACCUCCAGAGUUCAGACCCUGCUUCAGAAUCCACACACAGCAGCCAGUGGACAGAGGUGAUGUUCAUGGCUACCCGAGAACUCCUGCGGAUGCCCCAGGCAGCCCUGGCCAAGCCAAUCUCUAUACCCACGAACCUGGUGUCCCUCUUUUCUCGCUAUGUUGACCGACAGAAACUGAACUUGCUGGAGACAAAGCUGCAGCUAGUUCAGGGGAUACGAUAAAAGAUCUCCACAUGUGUCCUGUACCUCCUUUUGGCUGCCACCUGCACUGCCGCCAUCACAAGGGAGUGGUUUUUAAUGAGGGAGGGAAGGUAGCUUAUUCCCCAAAGCGUCUUGUGGGACCGAUUCCCAUUUGCAGGGGUCGCCUCUGAAUGGCAGGGACUCCCCGCUGCUCUGUGAAAGCUGGCUGGCUGCCACUUCUGCUGGGUUCUUCUUACCGUCUGUGUUGCAGUUCUGCAUGUCCUGCCCUCCCUCGGGUCCUCUCAGUUUUGCAUUUUCUUUGCCCUAGAGACACAAAUAGUAUCUCUCCCUUUGUCCCAGCACCACUGCUCCGGGUCAGAGUAGACUGUAGCCUUCCAAGGGCUUCCUUCCCUCGUCCUGUUAAAGUCUUCUUUCGUUGCCCCGUAUUAACACGACUGUAGGAGAACCAAUUAAGUAGAAACCGAUAUAGACAGAUGCGCGCACAUCCCUCUCCACGCGCUCGUGUGGGCUCCAAGGGGGCCUUGAAGAACGAGUUUUAGACGGGGAAAUAUGUAGUUGACACGUUCCUCCUCUAAAAACAAAGCAGCUGAUGUAUUUUUAAUCUGUUUCUAGUCCAUUCUGUAAUUAAUUUGGUGGGUUCUACUUGUUUUAAUAUAAACGCAGGGUAUGGAGCACGUUAAUAAAGUCAGAGCUCUGAAUCGGCUGACACCCAGCUCUAGGCUGAGAAGUCCUGUCUCGUCCCCGCCACACCUGCGUCCUCCCCGCCCCCCCCGCCCCCCGCCCCCGUGUCUGUCCACCGCAGUGAAACCGCACACGGUUAAGCCCUUUACCCACCUCGGCGGCGGCACCUGGGACCUGUCCCCUCCACGACCCGAAAGCUUGCCCCCAACGAAGCGGACGAGGGCCUGCCUCCACAGCGUAGCGUUUGCACAGUGUCAGUAAGCCUUGCCCUCCAUUCCCUCUCCCCGCCUGCGUCGGCGUCAUGCGCGGCAGCCUCCCGUGGCAGCCGCCGAAGCAGGGUUCGGCCCACCGCGCCCCGCAGGCCCCUCCACGCCACGGACUCGCCAUCCCUCCCCUGUCCCCCAGGCCUCUGGGGGCCUGGCUGCACGUCCCGGCAGGGACAGCCGGCCGUGUCCUGUGCACCUGGCCCCGUCCUGCAUGGCAGCCACGCAGGAGGAGGGGUUUGAUCCCGAGUGAUUACAGCCUUCGAGACCAUCAAAUCAGAGUCCGUUUCUCAUGACGUCCUGAUUACGCUUUUUGCUCUUCUCACCUUUUCAGACGUUAGUGGGGGGACAGGUUAUGCUGUUUAAAGAGAAUCACCAUUUUGCACAUACACGUAUUGUACAACCAUAAAGCCCUCCGUUACAGUCGGCUAUCCUCACUGUCCAUCCGUCUGUCCCCGGUCCGUAGCCCCGGCCCCGCCAGCUGCUCCGCGGUGACAUGACCUAGCGUCCCUGGGCCCUCACCUACUGACUGUUUCCACCAUGCACCUCUCCUCCCUGCCCCUCACAACCGAUCAAGUGAAUACUUGACUAUUAUUUCUUCCUUUCUGUGCUUUAUCUUUUUUGUUUGGUUCUAAUUAAUAAAAAUUAAAGUUUCUAAAUUUA